AUGUCGGCCUAUCUCUCUCUCUUUACUCCUCAGGAGAAAGGAAAAUCUCAAGAAAUAAAAAAGAUAUCUGAGCCGCCACCAACAGCAACUCCGUCUGUCGACGUCAUCAGCGACAAGAAACCAGCUGCUGGGGAAGAGACUAAGGCCAGCUACAACCUCAGCCCCAGCAAGACGCCAACCCCGGAGCGAGACCUGGGGCUAAAGAAGGAAGAAGCAGAAACCGAGGAAGCCGUUGGCGAUGUCACUAAUGAGCGGUGGGCUUGGUUCCGUAAUAUCUUUGAGAAGAUCGUGGUGUUUGGCCGUGUUGAGCUUCGCGGUGUGACCCCCAUUCCGGUCAAGGAGCGGACUCAAACCCAAACGAUCAAUAUAUUCACGUUGUGGUGGUCUAUGAAUACGAAUAUCUUGCCUAUCUCCUUUGGCAUGUUGGCUCCCCUCUACGGGCUCAACCUGCGUAAUGCGUCGCUAGUCAUCCUCUUCUUCAUCCUUCUGACUACGACGCUACCCGCCUACCUGUGCACGCUGGGUCCCAAGAUCGGCAUGCGGCAGAUGCUUCAGGCCAGGUACAGCUUUGGCCGCUAUCUCGUUGGCAUCCCUGUCCUACUGAACCUCGCCACCAUGACCGGCUUCUGCGUCAUCAUCUGCGUCGUAGGCGGGCAAUGUCUCUCAGCCGUUGCCGACGGAGACCUCAGUGUCGCCGUUGGGAUUGUUAUUAUGGCCAUCCUCACGCUGGUCAUAUCCUUCUGCGGCUACCGUGUGCUGCAUUUGUACGAGAAGUUCGCAUGGAUCCCUGCCGUCAUCGCGCUUGCUGUGGCAGCCGGCACCGGUGGCAAGGACCUUAAAAACCAAAUUGACUACGAUGAGAAGCCGAAUGCGAAGGCCGUCCUGACAUACGGCAUGUUGCUUGCCGGGUACAUGAUCCCCUGGGCGUGUCUUGCGUCGGACUUCUCGACGUACCUUAAGCCUGAUACCUCUUCUCUGAAAAUCUUCUCCUACUCCUACUUCGGCCUGGCCAUCCCUCCAAUUCUCCUAAUGAUCCUCGGCGCAGCCAUCGGCAACGCUACCCCUCUCAACCCAGUCUGGCAGGCCGCCUACGAACAGACCCAGGUCGGCGGCGUCCUCGAUGCCAUGCUUCACCCAGCCAAGGGCUUCGGAAAGUUCCUCGUCGUCGUGCUCUCUUUCUCGUUGCUGGGAAAUCUGGCAGCUACCUCAUACAGCGUGACGCUCAACUUGCAGCUGCUGUUUCCCAUACUCGCGUGGGUGCCACGGUACCUGUUCAGUAUCGUAUUUGUCGCCAUUGUGAUCCCUGUGGCUAUCCGCGCAGCAGGUGAUUUCUUCUACAACCUUGAAAACUUCCUGGGUUUGAUCGGCUACUGGAGCUCGGCGUUCCUGGGCGUGGUGUUGGUCGAGCAUUUCUGGUUCCGGAAGGGCAACUGCGCCGAGUAUGACCCUGAGGUAUGGGACGAUGCGAAGUCAUUGCCCUGGGGCGUGGCGGCGUUAGCGUCAGCGGUGUUGAGUUUUGGGUUGGUGAUCCCUUGUAUGGAUCAGGUUUGGUGGACGGGACCGAUUGCUGAGAGGACUGGUGAUAUUGGGUUCGAGGUUGCGUUUGUUGUCACGGGGUUGUUGUAUGUGCCGCUGAGGACACUGGAAAGGAGGCUGGCUGGCAGGUAG
Messenger RNA from Thermochaetoides thermophila DSM 1495, 1668 nucleotides. RefSeq lists its product as uncharacterized. NCBI's taxonomy places the organism in Eukaryota, Fungi, Ascomycota, Sordariomycetes, Sordariales, Chaetomiaceae. Gene Ontology annotation, biological process: transmembrane transport. The record is from RefSeq and is a predicted model, not a curated record. The transcript is spliced from 4 exons. Gene Ontology annotation, cellular component: plasma membrane. Gene Ontology annotation, molecular function: transmembrane transporter activity. Bases 1 to 1668 code for a protein of 555 amino acids.